CACACACACACACACUGUCAAUCAAUGAGAUAAAAGCUGUAUGUUUACAGUUUGAGAGAAAACCUCGCGAUACUUCCGCAUAACAACCGGAAUGUUGCCCUUGGAUACCAAAACCUUACUACAGUCAAGGAACAAAGAUUGCCAUUCGUAUGCAGUCUCCCGAUGGAAACCUGCUCUGGUGCCCCAGUGAGUCUUUGUGGAGCCUGAUCACUGACCAUGUUACAAAGUCAGAGCUGCAAAAGAUCAAAACAGCAGUGGGCUAUCACCUGGUUCAUAUGUACACAAGAGUGCACUCUGAGGCAACGAUGUUGCAGAGGAGCCAGCAAGGAAACAAUAGCAGCAGGGCAGGGACCCCUCUCCUACGUCAGCAGGGCUCCAUUCUGGCUGACCCCCCUGCAAUCAAAGAGCUGGUGAGAGCCGAGGUCAAGAUGUUACUACAGACUCUCAGAGAGAGAGCCAGCAGGGGAGCGAGAGAUGGCGAAGAGCUCGUUUUGCGGUACAAACCUAAAACAGUGGACUACGCUUUGGGUCACGUUGACAGCUGUUUUAGAAACUGUAGCAACCCUGAAUAUGGUGACGCUGGAAACAGACCAAUCUCUCAGUGUUCAGUUCAGUCCAAUGCUGAAGAUGAGAUUGAGGCAAUGAGAGACAAACUGAAUAUCUCUGACAUUGAUGAGGUGGUAAACCGACUCAAGGCUAUACUCACAGAGGAAUGUGAAGCGUUGAAAAGACUGGUGAAGCAUUUCAAGGAAAAUAUUAAACAAAAGACUCAAGGUGAUGGAUCAGAGCCUACACUUGCAGAGUUGAGAGAGCUUAGAGGAGCCAUUCAGAUGGACUUGGAGCUCUUCCCCUCAUCGUUGGCUGCUCCACCACCAGCUUCCUCCCCGCUCCCUCUGAGGGAUUUGAAAAGCAGGAUCAGUAUGCCAGCAGCACAAAGGGUUUCUGAGGACACGCUGCAAGCUUUAAAUACUACAUCAGACCUAAUGCGACCACAUCCACCACCUCCUCGGUGCCAAAACAAACCCAGGCCACCGUUUGGUGCUCCUCCUAGCAAGACCUCUGCAAAGGUUAAACUAAUUAAUAGUUCCUCACUAUCUCGGACUCUUGGACAGCCCAGAAGUGUAUCGGCUUCUCCUGGACUUGGGAAAACACAGACACCUAUCUGCAACAGGAUUGCUUCUUCUUGGCAUGCAGACAGCCACGUCCCCACUUCACCUCCAGGGCCUGUUGGUGAACAGAUAAUGGUUCAAACCACACACAACUGCAGUCCUUCUCCAGAGCAAGACAGUGCUGAUCUCCACUGCAGGAACUCCAGUUGUAAUCCUAGUUUUCAAAUAAAGACUCCAACUAUCCACGGAACCCAUCUAUCAUCCAGUCGCAGAAUUCACAGCCCAGGCAGAAAGUUCGAUUUCUCACCGCAGACUGUGAGAAGAGGCACUGCAACCUGGAGGCGAAGACCCAUCAAUACUAUCACCUCAUCCCCUCACUGUGACGCAGACAGUUACAGCAGCAGCAGCAGCAGCAGCAGCGCUGAGCACUCUGUGUCAGCAGCAGGGAAAUCAAAGACACAAAAUAGUACCUGUAGAGGUAGUUUAGUGUCAACAGCAGUGCAGGCAGACAAUAACAGAGGGAAGAUUACUCCUGAGAGUCUUCAUUCUUUAGGUGGCAGCAGGAGGAGCAACGCUGGACUUGAAAUAAAUAAAAACAGUCAUCUUGGGAAGGAUGUCACCCAACAGCAAAGCUUAGUAGCCACAGUUUGACAGAUCGCUCUCACAUCAUCCAGGAAGCAGUGAUACGACACAAAGACCUUUGUGUUAUCAACAGACAAAGAAAAUAGUUUGAGUGCUUCUAAAUUUGCGUGGAUUAAAUAUUUGUUUGGAACAUGUGUGUUGUAAAGAAAGCUAACAACUGAUACAUCACUGCUUUUAUAAAAUAAAAAGAAAGUGUUAUAAUUAC
Messenger RNA from Acanthopagrus latus (yellowfin seabream), 1956 nucleotides. It is a transcript of the gene ccdc24, whose product is annotated as coiled-coil domain containing 24. Bases 150 to 1760 code for a protein of 536 amino acids. Lineage: Eukaryota; Metazoa; Chordata; Actinopteri; Spariformes; Sparidae. The transcript has 9 exons. The record is from RefSeq and is a predicted model, not a curated record.